CUCUCUCUUCCUUUGAUUUUCCAAACAAAAACCUUUGUUUCAGAAUCAAAAUAGACACAAGUAAACGGCUAAAAAGAAAAGAAAAAAAGAACGUUAACACACGACCACAACAAACAGGAAACAAAAACAAAGAAGAGAAAAAUCAACCAUUUAGAGAAUUUGAGUUCAAGAGAAAUUUUCAAAAAUAUUUAUUUAUUCCCUCUUCAUCAUCAAUGAAGUCUUGUGGGUUACGUUGUAUGUUUAUUCUCCUGUCGUUUCCAUACCUCCUUCAAGCCGACCUCUCGUCUGAUUACUACAGCAAAACAUGCCCUGACUUCGACCAAACCCUCGUCCAAGUCGUCACCGACAAACAGAUCGCUGCUCCCACCACAGCCGCAGGAACACUCCGUCUCUUUUUCCACGACUGCAUGGUCGACGGCUGCGACGCCUCGAUCCUCGUCGCUUCUACUUCCCGUAAAACCUCGGAACGAGACGCCGACAUCAACCACUCCCUCCCCGGAGACGCAUACGACCUAAUCACCCGAAUCAAAACCGCCCUCGAGCUAAAAUGCCCCAGCGUAGUUUCCUGCUCCGACAUCCUCGUGGGAGCGACGCGCAGCCUCGUCACAAUGGUCGGAGGUCCAAGAAUCAACGUCAGAUACGGACGCAAAGACAGUCUCGACUCCGAUAUGAACCGCGUCGAAGGAAAGCUAGCUCGCCCCAACAUGACGAUGGACCACAUCAUCUCCAUCUUCGGCUCGGCUGGUCUGACCGUUCAGGAGAUGGUGGCUCUCGUCGGAUCGCACACGAUCGGCUUCUCCCACUGCAAAGAGUUCGCGAGCCGCAUCUUCAACAGCAACUCCGAGCACAGCGCUGACUUUUGCCCCGAAGGGAUGAACGCGAAAUACGCGGCGGAGCUGAGGAAGCUCUGCGCGAACUACACCAAGGACGCGGAGAUGUCUGCGUUUAAUGACGUUUUUACCCCCGGGAAGUUUGAUAACAUGUAUUACAAGAACUUGCAACACGGUUACGGGCUGCUCGAGUCGGACCAGGCGAUUGCGUUUGAUAACAGGACGCGUCCGUUUGUUGAUCUCUACGCGGCGAACGAAACGGCGUUCUUCGACGCGUUUGCGAAGGCCAUGGAGAAGUUUAGCGAGCAGAGGGUGAAGACGGAGUUGAAUGGAGACGUUAGGAGGCGGUGCGACCAGUACAAUGACUACAGGGGGUAAAACUAUAAAAGUUACCUCUUUAAACACAUUCACACGUAACAAACAAACAAAAAAUCUGUCAUAUUAUUAUCAGUAGUUAUCACCACAAUGGUCAGUGAUUGUUGAGUUGUUACAUUUAUUGGUUGAAACUUGUAUCAAUCAAGGCAUAUGGUGGACAAAUCUUUUUCUUGAAAUUUUUUCGUGUCAAUGAGAGUGUUUUUUUCUUUGGUUUUUGUAUGUUGAUUUAUUUAUUAAUUCUAAUAUU
Messenger RNA from Raphanus sativus (radish), 1452 nucleotides. Its product is annotated as peroxidase 6. The transcript has a single exon. The record is from RefSeq and is a predicted model, not a curated record. Gene Ontology annotation, biological process: hydrogen peroxide catabolic process; response to oxidative stress. Gene Ontology annotation, molecular function: heme binding; peroxidase activity. Lineage: Eukaryota; Viridiplantae; Streptophyta; Magnoliopsida; Brassicales; Brassicaceae. The coding region runs from base 213 to 1208 and encodes 331 amino acids.